UUCACAGAAUUUUCAAUUAUUCAUGUGGAUUUUUUUCCUUUUAGAGUUGAUCUCUCUAAUGUAUUAGAUCUUCAUGCCUUUGAUAGUCUCUCUGGAAUAAGUUUGCAGAAAAAACUUCAACAUGUGUCAACCACACAAUCUCACCUUGAUCAGAGUAUUGUUACAAUCACAUUUGAGGUACCAGGAAACUCGAAGGAAGACAGUCUAAAUAUAUUUAUUCAGAAUCUCCUGUGGGAAAAGAAUGUAAGAAACAAGGACAAUCGCUGCAUGGAGGUCAUACGACUUAAGGGGUUGGUGUCGAUCAAAGACAAACCACAACAAGUGAUUGUCCAAGGUGUCCAUGAACUCUAUGACCUGGAAGAGACUCCAGUGAGCUGGGAAGAUGACGCUGAGAGAACCAAUCGAUUAGUCUUUAUUGGCAGGAAUUUAGAUAAGAAUAUUCUUAAACAACUAUUUAUUGCUACAGUGMCAGAAACAGAAAAGCAGUGGACAGCACAGUUCAAAGAAGAUCAAGUAUGUCCAUAACACUAGAAGCAUUUUUUAUCAAAAGGACCAGAUGGUAAAAAUGAGAAUAAGUUCCUACUGG
Molecule: messenger RNA, 586 nt
Organism: Urocitellus parryii (Arctic ground squirrel)
Lineage: Eukaryota; Metazoa; Chordata; Mammalia; Rodentia; Sciuridae
Source: RefSeq, a predicted model, not a curated record